Messenger RNA from Schistosoma rodhaini, 3488 nucleotides. Lineage: Eukaryota; Metazoa; Platyhelminthes; Trematoda; Strigeidida; Schistosomatidae. The record is from the annotation of a GenBank genome assembly.
GGACAUUCGAAGAAUGUUCAAAAUUCGAGGUCAAGUCGUCUACCUCUGGAGUUUCGUUUCUCACACCGAUUAGUCAAUUACUGGAAUUCUAUAUUGUAUCAGAUUAUAACAUUGAAUAAAGUCAUUAAUAAUAAUAAUAAUGCUUCUCUACCGGAACACGUAAUAUCAGUACCUUCUGUUGUUAUAUUGAACAAGUGAUUAGUACUUCAUAGUGUUUUAAACUGCAACAAAUAAUAGAUGAUAGACCUUUCUUUAUUACUGAAGACUGAAAUAUCGUUCAAGUUCGAAACCUCGGCCACAACGAAAUUUUAAUUUGCACCGUAUUCUUUUAAUGUGUGGCGGCCUUCGGUCCAGCACGUUUUAACUUUGUGUUUCUAUCAUGACUACGUUCGGUGCAAAACUGGAGCAUCUUUUAUGCUCCAGGGCUGAAAUUAUCAGCCGAAUGCACAGGCCCCCACCAGCUGAAGGGAAUGAUUUGGAACGCCUUUUGAACCUACCUCCGAACACAAACUCGGCUAUACAGGCGCCACCACCCAAUGUUCCAGUUUGGCCGGAUGAACAGGCAGCAGCAUUUUGCGCAGUUGCUCCUCCUAUUGAAACAUUCAUGGAUGUUCCUGAUGAAAUCCGUCGGGACCAAUUUUAUGCUACAUGUCGACGUGAUGAUGUAUUAGUGGGUGUUAUCAGUGUUAUACAAGAUUCAGGUCUUGUAGUCUCUAUUCUGGCAUAUGAUCAAGGACCUCGACGGGAUUUUGAAGGUCUAAAGAUCACGGGCUUUUGUCCAUUGCGACAACUUCCGCGAUAUAAUGCUCACGGCAACGCUUUGGACGCUUUUCAAAUCGGUGACAAAGUUCGUGCAUUUAUUCUUGACAUUCAUGGAGGUGGACGUCUGAUAUUAAGCAUGAAUGCGAAGAUGCUUAAUCGUGAUACUUAUGGGGAUCUGAAACUUGGUAUCAUAACGGAUGAUGAUAUGCCUCUGUAUUACAAGAAACUUCAGAAUUUGGAUGGCAAAUCGUAUGAAGCCUACCUUGAAUCAACACCACAAUUUCGUAACCCAGAUGGUCUUCAAGUUUUGUGCGCUCGCAUGGGAAUACCACGUUCAUCAGCAUGUAGUCUUCUAUUUUGUAUUAAUAAAAUCCGAUUACCAAAAUCAGAGAUGGCUUGUGAGCUUAGACGUACCCAGUUGCUAAAUUUUUCAAUGAAGCAUGUCGCUCAAGGUGUAAAAUAUUUCAAGGAAAGCCGAAACACUGAAGCUUUACAGUGUUACAAUUUCGCGAUUGAAGUUGAACCAACUAAUCCUGAUGCCUAUGUUGCCCGUGGUGCUCUCUAUGCCUCGAUUGGUACGUACACAAAGGCAGUGGAGGAUUUGGAGAAAAGUCUUGAAAUCCAACCAAAUCAUGUUAAUGCUAAGAAUUAUCUGGUUCAGACGUUAGUUGCAUAUGCUGGAGAAAUUGGGCGUAAGGAAAUAAGUAAGGCAGAACAAUUAAUAAAUCGGGCACUUAAGUUGGAUCCUGACAAUAAUGAAGCCCGAGAUGCACUGAAAGAACUUCAAACUAACGGAUCUCUCUCUACUAACAAGGAUGCUGGUUUGCGAUCCUGGUCACGAACUCCUUCUCCACGUGGUUCAAGCCGAAAUGUGGGUAACAAACGUGACCACACUCCUCUUUCUCCAACUGCAGUUCGUCCAAGUGCGGGUUAUGCCACUCAUAUGGAACGUAGUAGAGCUGCUCUAGAACAGCUUGUUGAAGAAGAUCGUAGUCGACGUGCUGCCAAAGAGGCUAAUCGUCAAAACCACGCUCCCGACCAAAGCCCUCCAGGAUUUUUGUCUCCCAAUCGCUCUCAUGAACGACGAAGAGGAGAUUAUUAUCGCGAUGAUAUAAAAUCUUCUGGUGGUGGUGGUGGUAAUGCUGCUAUGGACAAAACGAAUAUGGAUCGUGGUGACCUGUCUAAAAUUGUAAUUACUCGCAAUCGAUCCGGACGUAUUAUACGAUGCAAAGAUGAUGAUGAAAUGGGUGAUGAAUCAAACAGGUCAGAAGGGUUAUGGAAACGUUCGUAUGAUGAUGAUCGAACUGGUCCGGAUAAUUCGAAAAGAAGUCGAGCAGAUGGAGAAUCAGAAUAUCGAAGCACAAGACGAGUAUUUACACCUCCACGAAAUGCACGUGAAGGGGAACAUGGUUCUCUUACUGUAUAUGAGAAUGAAAAUGAUCUUCCUAUGACUUCUAAAAGUCUCCAAGAGCGUGUUCAAGCUCGUUUACGUGCUAUAGAACGACGUCACCAAUUGGAAGAAGGAAACAAUCCUGGAACUACUGAAAUUACUAACGGUGCACCUAUUAGUCAGGAAAAAAAUCGUGAAGGUUCUCUUGCAGUCGGAGACGAUGCUCCACCAUCUGAAUCUCCCAAAGGUGAUAGAGGACACUUUCGUGGGAAUGGCCCAUCAAGCAUUGAUCGUCGAUCAGGUGGUUCAUUUCAGCGUCCUGAAUAUCAUGGCAGCCGUGGCAGUGGAUAUUAUGGAAGGAAUCGUCCUCGUGGAGGUCCACGAUGGCGUAAUCAAUGGGAUGAUUAUCGUUUGCGCCGGAAUAACUGGCACAAUCACCGUUAUGAUGACCGUAGACGCGAUGGUCCGUCGGCUAGAUCCGGCAGUGCCAGUAACUUUGAACGUCGCAGAAAACGUUAUGGAACAUCUGGAUCUGCUGAGCGCUCACCUCGGUCUUCUCGUUCACGUUCGAGGUCACGAUCACACGUUUCUAAAAGUCGAUCGCGUUCAUAUUCACGGAGUCCGCGAUCAUCACCUCGAUCACCAUCACAUUCACCGAUUCGACCUGGUGCUCGUGGGAGAGUAAUAUCUCGUGCUCGCAUAAAAACUCCCCCUCUUGCCCCACUAGUUACGAGUUUCAGGCGUAGUGAAUCAGAUGAAAACCUAGCCGAAUUAGACCAAUUUGUUGCACAGUUGAAGGCUAAAAGACAAUUACAACAACAAUAUCAACAGCAACAGUACAUGGCCCAGUUUCAAGAGAUGCAAGGUCCGAUAGUCAAUACUCCGGUUGUUUCUCAAACUCAACAAGAUCAUAGUCAAAUGGAAUUAGAGUCUGGACAUAAUAGUCCAUCUAAAGGUGGUGGUGGUGCUUCUGCAAAUAAUGAAUCUCUUUAUUCAGAUAAAGAUGAUACACAAAAUGAUUACAACUACAGUCGUCAUCAACAGGACUCCCCAGAACCUCCUCAAGCACAAUCUCCACCUCCACUUGAUGAUUCUAUGAGGGAAGAGAAUGUUGUUGAGAACGCAGCUUAAUACGUUUUUGAACAUGUGUAGAAUUGUUCAUGAAUCACUGUAUUUUUUGCAUCUAUUAUUAUUCCAUCUUGAAUUUUAAACUUUUUAUUUUAAAAAAGUCCUGUGGAUAAAAAAACAAUCAUGUUCAUUGUUUGUUCACUUCUAAUGAUGAUAUGAAAUGAACAAAUUACAAUCAUAUAAAUAGAGCAAAGUUAGUCUCUAUUAU